Molecule: messenger RNA, 822 nt
Organism: Callorhinchus milii (elephant shark)
Lineage: Eukaryota; Metazoa; Chordata; Chondrichthyes; Chimaeriformes; Callorhinchidae
Product: ganglioside GM2 activator-like
Exons: 3
Coding region: 336-665 (109 amino acids)
Biological process (GO): ganglioside catabolic process; lipid transport
Cellular component (GO): cytoplasmic side of plasma membrane
Molecular function (GO): enzyme activator activity; lipid carrier activity
Source: RefSeq, a predicted model, not a curated record
GGUGGGUUCCCAAUCUCAGCCUGACACAGACAGGGGAUGGGGCUUUAACUGGGUCCUCCAUUAGCAGAGCAGAUGAGGGUUUCAGUCACUUGCUCAUCUCAAUUGCUAAGGAAAUGGCAGAGCAUUUUACCCUUUGUGUGCAUUGGGGGAUAGAUUAACACAAUCUCAUGACGGACAGUCACCUCUUUAGUUGUGAAUCGAGUCAACAUGCUGUACUACGCUUAUAUCUUUUACCCCUUUUAUAUUAGUCAGAAGGCUUCUCCUGGAAAAACUGCAAGACUAAUAAUCAGCCUAUCACAAUCCAAAGCCUCUCCAUCAAACCCGAUCCCGUUAGAAUGCCGGGUGGUAUCUCAGUGAAAGGAUCUGCCUUUUUAAGCCAAGCCAUCUCAUCACUAAAGGCUGAAAUAACAUUGUACAGGAAGGUCCUUUUCUUCUGGUUGAAAAUCCCCUGCGUGACUUUUGACUGCGUGUAUGAAGUUUGCAAGUUACUGAAACGUGAUCCGUCCUGUUCUUUCAAACAAGGAUUUCACAAGUUCCCGGGAAAAGCGUUCGUCAUUCCACGACUACCCAUCCCAAAUGGCCAAUACAGCAUAGCCAUUGACCUGAAGAGUCACAGAAGGAAUGUUGGGUGUGUGCAGAUGGACCUGACUGUUAAAAAGAAUUAACUUAUGCCCGCAUGGGGAACAAAAUAACACCGUGUAACCUCAGAUCUUUAUUAAUAAUAAUAAUAAUAAUCCUUGCAUUUGAUAUAGAGCCACAUCACAUCAUUGUGACAUCUAGAGAACGCUUCACAGAGGAUACUGUCAAGUGAAUUGACUCUGU